GUUCCUUGUGCCAUGUUACCCCGAUCUAGCAUUAAGACCUUUCGUUAGUUCCUCACUUUUCUUUGGCCCGGGCCUAUCGUUGUUAAGGACGCUAGCUACUCCGUGAGGGUGGUCCAUCAUUGGGCUGGGCCAUGCUGCCUAUUCCUCGAGAACGCCGAAGCGUAGUUGAGUGUUAGGCAAUCCACAUCCCUCAGGACCCACAGUAUCAGCCUGCAUUUCUGUCUCCCCUCUUCACUAUGCCAUCAAACCUGAGAGUAGAGUCCUAUACACCCCUUGUCAUGCUAAUCCUAGUCUGCUGUUCGAUUACCAUUCUCAGCCUACGUGUUCCGUAACGCGGGCUGGAUCUAUUGCCCUUCAAAAUUACCACUUCCCUUCCUCCCUUCCCUGAUUCUGUUGUUCUGUUGUUCUAUUCCCUAACACUUCCCCCUUCCCACCUCUUUCUUAUAGGUUCUAGGUACUAUGCUUUGCUGGAUGGUUGGUGAGGCAGCUCAAUUGGCUGUUGCGUAACGGCGACACCUCUACCUGCACGGACACCUAACGAACGACGGAGCCAGGUCAGUAUUCAAGCAUCAGAAUACGACUAUGUACUGUGACUGCCGGAAAAAAGGGGAUCAUGGGGACGUUUAGACGGAGCGAGCGUAAUCAUCUGUCUCCUCAGUCCCCACUAGUUUGUGAGACCCUCGCCAACCAUCCAGCAAGGGACAAUAGUCUGUGGUCAAGUGAAUUAUUUUCCCCGAACACACCCUUUCACCGUAUUGUUACCGGUUAUUGGUGUCAAGGCGGAGACGUUACGAAUUUUAAUGGUAGCGGAAGAGCUUCUAUAUUUGAUCAAUCAUUCGUGAAUGAGAAUUUCAAUUUACGUCAUGCUGGCCCUGGCAUUUUAUCUAUGUGUAAUGACGAUGAAAAUAAAAACGAUUCCAAAUUUAAUCUUACUUUUAGACGGUUAGAGACAAUGGAUGGAAAACAUGUAGUUUUUGGAAAGGUUAUUUCGGGUCUCUCAAAUAUUUACAAGAUUGAAGAAUUUGGGACAAAGACGGGAAAACCGAUUAAAACAAUAAUUGUAGCCAACUGUGGCAUUAUAUCAAAAAAACACAAGCGGUACCCACCGGAAAUAAUGAACGACGUAGAAAAUACAUAAAACAAGGAAACGGAAAACUCUAUCGAUACGAACCACUUCGGCAAGGAUUUCGAUUAUAGCAAAUGGCUGACAUGCUCAUGAGUGGCUAAUUAUUUAGGUACUAUGAUCGAUCAUUGUGUCAAUACGUGAUAACUUAAAUAUAAGUGAUAAUUUAAAACAAUGAUAAAUAAAAAACAUUACAUUAACCAUUUUUUUUAUUGUUUUAUUUGUUGGAAUGUCAGUCUGUUUGUGACUUAGCCUUCCAUUUUUAGUUGGUUUUUAAUAUUUACAAACUCUGUUGGUGUCAAAUAUACAUAGCUCUGUAUAUAAUUGUAUCAAACAUAUUGUUUAUAAUAAUAAGGUACUUUAAAGGCCGCAUAUAUAAUAAAUGUUACUUAUGUGUGCACAUUAUCCUUGCAAAACAUAACCAUUGUGCAAUUAAAAUAUUUCACUAUUUCACCAUAUGUACAUUAUAUGGUGUACAAAAUGCAGCUUUUUCAGGAUCGCCUAAUUAUCUCAAUUAUAUCGUGUAUCAGAUACAAAAACCUCUAGCGAUGUAUACAUUUUAAGAAUAUAAUUAUUAUUAGAAACACAUACGUAAUGCACAUUUAAUGCAAAACCAUUAUUCUAUGUAUAUUUUUAAAAAAAAACCUAUAAAAACAUUUAUUUUUUCUGUUUUCAUUAACGUUAUAUAUAUUGAAUAUUGUAGAAUAUAUACGUAUGUUAUUUUCAAAUUAGUAUUUUUUAUUUAUUUAUAUGUUAGUGUGAUUUAAAAAGUGUUAAGA
Molecule: messenger RNA, 1902 nt
Organism: Hylaeus volcanicus
Lineage: Eukaryota; Metazoa; Arthropoda; Insecta; Hymenoptera; Colletidae
Product: peptidyl-prolyl cis-trans isomerase A-like
Exons: 3
Coding region: 614-1138 (174 amino acids)
Biological process (GO): protein peptidyl-prolyl isomerization
Molecular function (GO): peptidyl-prolyl cis-trans isomerase activity
Source: RefSeq, a predicted model, not a curated record